This is a messenger RNA of Paramecium pentaurelia, 1771 nucleotides long. The record is from the annotation of a GenBank genome assembly. Lineage: Eukaryota; Ciliophora; Oligohymenophorea; Peniculida; Parameciidae.
AUGGGUUGCUGUAUAAAAUCAAAUAAACUCAAUAAGAUUUAGACAAUCAAAACAAAUAAUGGUGUGGUAAUUUUCACAUCCACUGCAGAUAUUCAUCAAAUCUAUAAUUUCGGUAAAAUGAUGGGCUUGGGAGUCUUUGGAAAGGUUCUAGUUGCUAAAAUGAAGGCAAAUAAUGAAAAACUCUUUGCUAUAAAAAUGAUAGAGAAAUAGAAGGUAUCUGGAAAGGAAACGUAAUUAGCUAAUGAGAUUUAUGUUCUUUAAAGAUUAGAUCAUCCAAAUAUCAUUAAGUUUUAUGAAGUAUAUCAGAACAACUUAUACUUCUAUAUAUGUAUGGAAUAUUGUGCAGGAGGAGAACUCUUAGAGCGUAUCCCAAAACAUUAAAAUGCUUUUACUGAGAAAUAAGGCUAAUAAAUUGCAUUUAAGGUUAAUUAUACUUAUUCUAUAGUUAGGUAUUAUCGGCAAUAGCAUAUAUUCAUGAAUAAGGAAUAGUUCAUAGAGAUAUCAAACCAGAGAACAUUUUAUUUACUAAAAAAGAUUUGAAUUCUGAACCAAAAAUUAUUGAUUUUGGAAUGGCAAUUAAAUUAGAUGAAUCUUUGUAGACGUAUUAUAAUGUUAUCCAUCCUCCUAGUAAAGCAUUAAAUUGUGUUGGAACUCCCUUAUAUGUUGCUCCUGAAGUGAUUGAUGGAUAUUAUAGCGAGAAAUGUGACAUAUGGAGUUUUGGAGUAAUGCUCUUUUAUAUAUUAUGUGGAUAUCCACCAUUUUAUGCAUCAAAUAAAAAAGAAUUAUUUUAACAUAUUUAAAAUUAAGAUGUAUAUAUUAAUAUACUAAAAACUAAGUUAAUUUUCGAUAGAAGGCAUUGGAAUCAUUUGUCAAAAGAAAUUAAAAGCUUUCUAAGGAGGCUUUUAUGUAAAAACCCUAUUAUAAGGCCAACGGCUAAAGAUUGUCUAAAGGAUCCAUGGUUUAGUCUAACCUUUGAAGGAGUCAAUAAAAUUAAUAAUCUACGCAGAUCCAAAACUAAAAUGCUUACUUAAAGGUAGAUAGCUCCUUCAGAUUAUUUUGAAGAUGGAAGAUCAAUUUAUGAAAUGUUAAAGAAUUAUAGAACAGGGGCAAGAUUCAAAAAGGAAGUUAUGAAAAUUUUAAUAAAUUAAUUGAAUGAGAAAGAGUUGGAACAUUUAAAAAGACUCUUUUAAAAGAUAGAUGAAGAUAAUUCUGGUACUAUUACCUAUCAUGAAUUAGAGAAAGCAUUAUGGAGUGAAGUAAUUUUUUUAAUUAAUUCUAUUUAGGGUUCUUAAGUAUCACAUGAUGAGGUUAAGUAAUUGAUGUUAGCAAUAGGAAUGGACAAUGAAGAUGAAACAUAAGAAUGUUCAUCAGGAAAAUCAUUCAAACCAUUAGUUAUAAAAUACAGUGAUUUUUUGACUGCUUGCAUUGAUGAAAGAAGAGUAUUAACAAAAGAAAAAGUAUACUAAUGUUGUUUAUUUAGUUGCUAUCAUUAUUCAAAUAUUUUGAUCAUUAGAAUUUGAAUUAUAUCACAAAAGAAAAUAUAUAAGAAGUAUUUGCUAGACAUGGUAGAUCUCUAACUGACGAGAAAUUGAAUUAAAUGAUAUAUGAAAUAGAUCCAAAUCAUGAUUAAAAGAUAUCAUUUGAUGAGUUCUGUUAAAUGAUGUCAGUGGAAGGUGUUUGUUAAUUGAUUGACUUUAAAGAUGGUAAUUUGGAACAAUAAAUUAUAUCUCCAAAGAUAGACAAUAAAAUAGAACUUAUAUAAUUUGAAUGA